CUGCGAGUGGUGGGGCAUUACCUCAUCCAAAAAAGUUAAGUGUUUAGGAAUGAAUGGUCCGUAUUAGUAGUUGUGUUUUUUAUGUAGAGAAAGUGAGGGGAGACAACAGUGUCCAUGAUGACAACCUCGAAACUUAAUCUGGGUCAGCACAUGAUCGUGUCGCCUGUCAUCCCUCGCACAAUCGCAUUCACACCAUCUUCCAUUGCAGUAACUCUGACUAACCAACAUGCUUCUUCUUCACUAACUCUGUGCUAUACUCCUCAUUUUCCCACCCGGGUCAGAUCCCAUUCUCACCCAUUCACAGAAUCCGAUGACCAAGUUGAAGACCUCAGAGUCCCUGACCGUUGGUUAGAACCAACCAUUUCCUUGCAGGAAUCAGAAUGGCUUAGGGUUGCUUUACAUAAAUGGUUGGAUGAUGAGUACUGUCCAGAAGAAACCAAUGUGGAAAUAAGCCGAGUGGCGGCCAACUCAUACUACAAUUCUUUGCUGCAGAAGCAAACAGACCUGGGUGAGAUUCUGUUGAAGAUGGCCCGUGAACUGGAGUCUAUUAACUACAAAGAAAGUUUCCAUGGGGCAUUCUCAUCAGCAAAUGCUGCUAUUGACCUCAUUGCUCAACGGAUAGAACAGUUCAGUCAAUCGAUUUGAAUUUGAUUGCCUCUAAUUGUCUCGUUUUGGUUUGAUUUGCUUGUAGUACAAUCUUGUAUCUUUAUUGGAAUUAUAACUUUAAUCCCUGGAAAAUGUUGUAGUAUAGGCCAUUUUUUCAUGGAAGUUUGUGAUCGUACUAUGGCUGAAAAAGAAAUGAAUAUCAUAGGGUUCCUUUUCAGUGA
Vigna radiata var. radiata (mung bean) is the source of this 827-nucleotide messenger RNA. RefSeq lists its product as uncharacterized. The record is from RefSeq and is a predicted model, not a curated record. Lineage: Eukaryota; Viridiplantae; Streptophyta; Magnoliopsida; Fabales; Fabaceae. The transcript is spliced from 2 exons. The coding region runs from base 115 to 645 and encodes 176 amino acids.